Penicillium taxi is the source of this 873-nucleotide messenger RNA. RefSeq names its product putative polyadenylation factor subunit CstF64. The transcript is spliced from 2 exons. The record is from RefSeq and is a predicted model, not a curated record. Gene Ontology annotation, biological process: mRNA 3'-end processing. Gene Ontology annotation, molecular function: mRNA binding. Bases 1 to 873 code for a protein of 290 amino acids. Gene Ontology annotation, cellular component: mRNA cleavage and polyadenylation specificity factor complex. NCBI's taxonomy places the organism in Eukaryota, Fungi, Ascomycota, Eurotiomycetes, Eurotiales, Aspergillaceae.
AUGGCUCCUGAUCGCUCGGGAAAGAGCGUAUUUCUGGGGAACAUCCCCUAUAAUCUGACGGAGGAGCAAGUCAAAGACAUCCUCAGCACCGCUGGCACUGUGACUAAAUUCCGCCUGAUGAUGAACCCAGAGACUGGAAAACCGAAGGGAUAUGGGUUUGCAGACUUUUCAGAUGCAGAUGCUGCAGCUUCUGCAGUGCGAAAUCUCAACGAUUAUGAAAUCAUGGGAAGAAAGAUCCGUGUCGACUGGCCUCACAACAAUGAAAAAGACGCUAUUCCUCCUGAUUAUUCGCAACAAUCUGGACCCACGAAUCAAGAUACUACUCCACAGCUUCCCCAAAUCCCAGGCGCUGCCCCUCUGCCUCCUCUUCCUCCCGGGAUCGAGCUUCCACCUCACCUCGACUGCCCGAACGCCAUAUCCCAUACACUUGCCUCCCUUCCCCCAAAUCAGCUUCUUGAAGUUCUCAGUCAGAUGAAAUCUCUCGCUGUUGCAGAUCCAGCUCGUGCAACCGAGCUCAUGCGCCAAGCUCCUCAGCUCGCCUACGCCAUCUUCCAGGCAUUACUUUUGAUGAACCUGGUUGAGUACCAACUUCUGGGAUCCAUUGUUGAGCAAGCCGCUGCUCAGCCUGUGCCUACCCCUCAGUAUCAACAAUAUGGCGCUAUUCCAAAUCAAAUUUCCACGCCUCCGGUUGCCGCUUCUGCUUUUGCUCCCCCACCUCCUCAAGCACCUGCUCCACAGCAACUCCCAAGUCAGGAUGAUCUUCUUCAACAAGUCCUUAGCAUGCCACAGUCUGCAAUUGACGCCCUUCCGCCAAUGGAGCGCAGUCAAAUCAUCUUGCUCCGCCAACAGUUGAUGCAGGGCGGCAUGCGGUAG